Limulus polyphemus (Atlantic horseshoe crab) is the source of this 1242-nucleotide messenger RNA. RefSeq lists its product as uncharacterized. Lineage: Eukaryota; Metazoa; Arthropoda; Merostomata; Xiphosura; Limulidae. The record is from RefSeq and is a predicted model, not a curated record. Bases 1 to 1242 code for a protein of 413 amino acids. The transcript is spliced from 3 exons.
AUGAAAGAACACCUCACUCGUGUGGAAAGUCAUUCUGGAUCCACGUCUUAUGUUUCACCAGGUGUCCAGAACGAAUUCAUCCACAUGAUGGCAUCCACUUUUCACCAGAGUUUACUGAGAAGCAUACAUAAAGCCAAGUACUAUGGUCUCAUGUUCGACUCGACUCCUGAUCAGGCACACCGUGAGCAAAUGGCAGAAGUAGUGAGGUAUGUGGAAGCUGAUUUUGAGAGGAAAAUAGUCCGUGUUAGAGAGUCUUUCCUUGGUUUUAUCCAGAUAAGACAGAAGGAUGCUGAGAGCUUGGUUGAAGACAUCUUGAAACAGCUGGAGAAGGCGCUAGGAAAAACUCCAAACGCCGUGCCUGUGGUUGUUAAGUCGCAGUCCAAAACCAGGUGGAGUGCAAGGACAGAAGCAGUGAAGCCCGUCAACAAGUACCUUGAGGAGAUACUUCAAGUUCUCCAGGAUAUGGUAGACAAUGAAAACGAGACCAGUGAAACAAGAAGUGACGCAAGGCAGCUGUAUAAUCGCAUGUUGAGUUACCAUUUUCUGACUUUGCUAGGAUUUUGGAAUAAAGUACUCAUUCGCAUUGACUAUAUUCAAAAGAGGCUGCAGGAUCCUAGCAUGAACUUCCACAAUGUUGCCCUGGAUUUGAAAGCCCUCCGAAAUCAUUUUGAUGAUGAAAGAGAAGUGCUGGUUAGUGAGUCACUCGAAGAAGGACUCGGUCUCUGUCAAGAAUGGAAUAUUGAAAUUGAAAGACGUCAGAGACGAAUGGCUGAUGAGAACUCGAGAGAUGCUGGGUUAACAGCCAAGGAGGAAAUGGAAAGAGUCAUGAAGGGAACACUCGACUGUCUUCACAGAGAAAUUGACGAAAGUUUCGCUCGUUUGCACGACACUGACGCCAAGUUUGGAUUCCUUCUCGAUGUUGAAGGACUGUGUUAUGGCGUCGACAGUAACGACCUAAAGAAGAAGUGCGAAAAUUUUGGUGAAUUGUACAGCUCUGAUGUUGAUAGACAACAGCUAUAUGAAGAAAUUUUGGAUUGUAGAAUGUUGCUAUCAAGUCGGGCAAACAUGAAAAUAUCAAGACCUGAAGAUAUUCUCGAAUUUAUUGUUCAGUAUGGAGAUAAGAGCGUCUUCUCCAAUCUUAACAUUGCUAUUCAGAUAAUGCUAACCAUCGCAGUUUCCAUCGCCAGCUUAUACUGUGUUUGGCAGAAUUCUGGAAAUACUGUUAAGAUAAAGUUUGAUUGA